CCAACCCUUGACAGCUUCUAGUCAUUUUUUGCUGCUCCACAUACCCAACAUAUACACCCUCCUCUCUUCCUUCCUGCCCUCGCUCCAUUCCUCCACUCCUUCAUUCCUCCGCUCCUCCUUUUCUUUCCUACUCUUGCUUCUCUCCUUCCUUCUUGUUAAACCAAAAAGACCGCAUAAUUCGCAAUGGAGCGCUACCAAGCACUCGAAAAGAUUGGUGAGGGCACCUACGCGACCGUGUACAAGGGCAAGAACCGGUCGAAUGGCGAUGCAGUCGCCCUCAAGGAGAUCCGACUCGAUUCUGAAGAAGGCGCACCCUCGACGGCCAUCCGCGAGAUCUCACUGAUGAAGGAAUUACGCCAUCCCAACAUUGUCCGACUGCACGAUGUCAUCCACACUGAGAACAAGCUGACGCUCGUCUUUGAGUAUAUGGACCAGGACCUUAAAAAAUACAUGGACCAGCACGGUAACCGGGGCGCACUCGGCCAUAUCGUCAUCAAGGCCUUUAUGUACCAGCUUCUCAAGGGCGUCGCCUUCUGCCACGAGAACAGGGUCCUGCAUCGGGAUCUCAAGCCCCAGAACCUGUUGAUUAACCGCAAGGGAGAACUCAAGCUGGGCGAUUUCGGACUCGCAAGAGCCUUUGGUAUUCCUGUCAACACCUUCUCGAACGAGGUCGUCACCCUUUGGUAUCGUGCGCCUGAUGUGUUGCUUGGAUCAAAGACGUACUCGACAUCGAUCGACAUUUGGUCUGCAGGGUGUAUCAUGGCAGAAAUGUACCUUGGACGCCCUUUAUUCGCAGGAUCAAACAACCAGGAUGAGCUCAUGAAGAUCUUCAAGGUGAUGGGCACACCCACAGAGGAGACAUGGCCCGGGGUCUCGAAGUUAUCGGAGUACAGGAAGGAUUUCCCAUACUACCCACCCAAGCCUCUAUCAUCCGUCGUCCCGAUGAUCGACACGUUUGGUAUGGACCUCUUGAUGCAGAUGCUGAUCUACCAACCCCAGAGGCGGAUCACGGCCAAGGAUGCGUUGAACCAUGUGUACUUUAACGAUAUCCGGGGGUACGCGAAUCUUCAGCAGCAACAGCAACAACAACAACAACAGCAGCAGCAGGCACAGAUGAAUGGACAGAUGAUGCCGCAGCAACAGCCACCGCAGCAGGGCGCACCGAUCUCGUCAAGUUCUCAGCAGCAACAUGUGUACCAACAACAGCCACAGAUUCCGCAGCAACCGCCGUUGCCGUACCAGGCUGUACAGAUGCAGCAGCAGCAGAUUAUGCAGCAACAACAGAUGCAGCAGCAACAACAGCAGCAACAGCAGCAGCAACAGGCCUAUUCUCAACAGCAACAGAUGCAUGCGAUGCCUCCACACCACUAGACAACAAGAAGCGUUAUGGACAAUCCUCGUUGCGGUUGGUCGCCAUUAUUUCCGAAGAAGAAGAAGAAGAACAAAAAGAAAAGAAAAAAGCAAAUAAACAAUAAAAAAAGAAACGAAAAAAGAAACAA
Molecule: messenger RNA, 1499 nt
Organism: Gamsiella multidivaricata
Lineage: Eukaryota; Fungi; Mortierellomycota; Mortierellomycetes; Mortierellales; Mortierellaceae
Product: kinase-like domain-containing protein
Exons: 2
Coding region: 184-1371 (395 amino acids)
Biological process (GO): protein phosphorylation
Cellular component (GO): nucleus; cytoplasm
Molecular function (GO): ATP binding; cyclin-dependent protein serine/threonine kinase activity
Source: RefSeq, a predicted model, not a curated record